Molecule: messenger RNA, 2509 nt
Organism: Cryptococcus deneoformans JEC21
Lineage: Eukaryota; Fungi; Basidiomycota; Tremellomycetes; Tremellales; Cryptococcaceae
Exons: 6
Coding region: 774-1871 (365 amino acids)
Source: RefSeq, a predicted model, not a curated record
GAAUUCAUUCACUUCUGAUUGAGAUCUUGGGACGACUUGUUUCAUCUUCUGCUUCUAUCAUGCCUCUCUGACAUUACUUUGCUCAAGGAAAUUAAAUUUAAGAAGCAAUCGGCAUAUUGUUGCCGCGUUUUGUCAGAUGUUCCUCGCAAAAUAGCCUUUCCGAAGGCUCUUAGAACACAGUUUGAUUAGCGCUUGACAAGGACAGAUGAAGCUUCAACUGAUGGUCCCUUACCAGUUUGUCGUCGACGACUGGGUCUGCCGGCCGGCAAUAUCCUCGCUCACCUGCCCAUGUUUGACAUGGGCUUCGACUACAAUCUAAUUUUGACUUACCUUUCACGUCGUAAAUACCUUCCUUUACAUCCUCCCCCCUCUGUCGACAUUGCGAACCUUUUACGACCUUCCUUUGCGGCUCUUUCGAAAUGACUUAUAAUAAUAUUCCCAGAAGGUAUGUCUCGUUUUGCCACAACCUUUGAUUUGCUUGCCCCUAGGCCACAUCCUAUUUGCAUUGGGUUCAUCAAGAAACGAGGUCGGCAUAAAAACAUCUCCGGAGUUCAGACAUAUCAUUGCCCACUCGCAUCUUACACUUCAUCAAAAGGCAACCCAUAAAAGGCCCGACCUUGGGAUCUAUAAGCACAAAAUCUCGAUAGUUGAGAAAACAAAAGGCGACAUCUGCCUCCAUUUCGGACAGUAGGAUUUCUAGGGCCUAACGAUACAGGAUACCUUAGUGACAAAAGGAGCCCACAACUUAUCGUCUACUGAGCUGGCACUAGCCAAUGAAGGCCUUGCAUUAUAAAACGAUAUUGAGCCAACGCAAUACUGUCCCCAACGCGUGUCCGGCUGGUAAACACACGAAAAAGUUAUUCACCGCAGGACUGCACAAGCGAUCCACCAUAGAAAAACGAAAAAAUCCCCAGGAGCAAAUUCGAAUCAACGACGGACUGGCCAUUUGCCUUUUUGGAUUCAGUGCGCAAAUUCAGAACCAGCGGAUCGAAGGGUCAGAAGAAGUAUCACCACAGCUCAGUUGCCAAAAACAGUUGAAUAUGUACGAUCUCGACUACGAAGAGGAAUUGAGACAGCAGACUGUCAUGGCGGAGGUAUUACCUGAUGCUGAGAUGUGGCGGAAAUGGGAAAAGACUGAAGCUCCUCUUCGACAGGGCCGUGGCUGGUACCCCCGCCUCGACCGUCAUUUCCUCGAACUCCUAGUGAUUUCCGAGAUCCAUUGUUUAUCCUACCCUCUCGAUAAAAUCAACGCCCCACCAGGUCAUGCUGAACGCGUUCACCGUCAUGCCAUUCGUGUGCGGCGGGUUGCUUGUAAAAGGAUUGGCGCGGAAAGGUUGCAAGCGUAUUGCGAGAGGGUAAAAGAAGCUUUUGAGGCGUAUAUGAUGGGUGGUUGGGCCAGAGUACAAGCUCAUGCGCAGGCGCAAAUGAGAGGGCAGAUGAGGGGCGCAAUAGAAGUGAAUCACUUUGAAGACGCAGAAGAUGAAGAAACAGAUGAGAAUAGGGGAAGGAAAUUAGGAAGGGGGAACGGAAGCAUGGUCCGUGAGGUAUCGCCUGUACAAAAGCCAUCAACAGGGAAUUCGUUAACACUGAAUGACCCGCUUACCGAUUACGAGGAUGAAGAGGACCAGAGUUAUCUCCUUGAGAUAGACUUGAAGGAAGUUCAGUUAGAUGGACUCUCAGAAGAAGAGUUUGAUGAAGACUUCGGCGACAGCGCAUCUAUUAAAGCGACAUUAGGGACGAACAGUAAUGAAAUCGCUGGGACGAGGAUGGAUGUAGACAGUGAAUGCACAUAUUCUAGCCUGGCAGAAGGCGGAAAACGCGGUCCCCAGAUCCGUAUACAGGCCCCGGAAAUAAUUAAAGAAGCUUCAUGAAACAGUGAUUAACGCGUGACUAUGUAUCGUGUCAUGGAGCUGACCAUAUUGCUCUUGGUGGCUAGUUUUGAUGAUUGGUGGCGGACGACGACAAUCAUGUGGGAUUUAAGAGUGAAAAUUUUGACCCAAUUUCAUUACACUAGGAAAAGUUUGUAAAAAGAGUUUGUAUGUACACUCUGACACAUUGACUGAAUCCAUGACUGGGAGUACAACGUGCAUUAUUUGUUCAUAUAAACAAUAGAAACAAAAAUCAAAGCACUCAAGGAUGUUAUAAAUACAGUCUUAUUACCCAAAGCCAAUUUGGUCUAUCGCCAGUGAAUCCAUGGCAGAGUUUGACAUAGCGGGAGUCGUUGAUUAUAAUAACGUUCUGGAACUUCGUGCUGGUGUUCUGAAACCCAACAAACCAGUCCCAUGAGCAUGAAGGCGAUAUGCUCAAGCUUUCUUACGCGAGACGACAUGGUUACGAACGUAAGUCCGCGAGCAGCUUCCCUGUGGCCGAGAUGGAGACAAAACUCUGUCAAGAGCCAUACGGAUUUGUGGAUGGUGAUGGAAAGUGCGAGUUGAAGAGGGAUUUGGGUACGACAUGCCUACACCCGAUCACCGCGAGCCUUACCUUCUCCAGCCAAUUUCAGUUAAAA